Pimephales promelas (fathead minnow) is the source of this 1897-nucleotide messenger RNA. Lineage: Eukaryota; Metazoa; Chordata; Actinopteri; Cypriniformes; Leuciscidae. The record is from RefSeq and is a predicted model, not a curated record.
CAGCUGCUCUUCUCUCUGCUUUUAGCUGGCAAAAUACUCAAUAUAUUUAAUAUAAAGAGUGUGAUUUAUUUAUGUACUUAUUUGUUUUCUAAGAAGCAUUUUAUUGGAUUCUGAAGUCACGUUUAGUGAAGAUGGCAGAGAAACCUUCCUCAUCUACAGAGAUGUCAUCGAUCAGCAGCUCCAGUUCAGAUGAUCCAGAGAUCCGGAUUCUUCUGAUGGGCAGGACGGGUUCUGGGAAAAGCUCAUCUGGAAACACUAUACUGGGAAAAGUAACAUUUACAGUCCAAAAGCGAAGGAAGAAACAUGAGUCUGAAGUGUGUGAGGGUAAAACUCAGAUUGGAGAGAAGCAGGUGUGUGUGAUUGAUUGUCCAGAUCUACUGGAUCCAGAUCUGAAUAAAGAGAAGCUGGAGAAGAUGAAGGAUCAGCUGAUCUCUCGAUGUUCAGCAGGACUCAGUGCAGUUCUGCUCACCGUUCCUCUAGAGGAGCCUUUAGAAAAUGAGGAAGAGAUCCUGGAUUAUAUCAAGCGUUUAUUUGGUCCUGAAGUUCAGAAGUACAUCAUGAUUCUGUUCACACGUGGAGAUAAACUGGGCAAGAAUCAGACCAUUGAGGAACAUCUACAGAAUAAAGAUCAUGCGGAUCUCCAGCAACUGGUGACUAAAUUUGGAGGAAAGUUUCAUUGUUUAAAAAAAAAGAAGAUUAUAAAAGAUCUACUGCAGAAGAUUGACGAUUUAAUGGGAGAAAAUGGAGGGAAAUUUGUCAUGGCAAAAAUAAAAAGGAGAUCAAGCAAAGAUGUGCCUGAUGUCAAUUUUUCAGGAGAGUCUCCACCAGAAGAUCCUGAGAGGAAAGAAGAGAUCCGGCUGGUUCUGCUGGGAAAAACUGGAUGUGGGAAAAGCGCCACUGGAAACACCAUCAUCGGCAGAAACCUGUUUAAAUCCUCUAUCAGUUCAAAGUCUCAGACGAAACAGUGUCAGGCAGAAACUACAGUGAGGAUCGGUAAACAGAUAUCAGUGAUCGACACACCUGGACUUUAUGAUACUGAACUCAGUAAAAAGGAAGUUAAGACCGAAAUACUGAAAUGCAUAACUUACACGUCUCCUGGACCACACGCUUUUAUUAUCGUCAUAAAAGUGGGUCGAUUCACUGAGGAGGAGAAGAAUACAAUAAAAGAGCUUAAAGAAGUGUUUGGAGAAUUUAUGGAAAAAUAUUCCAUGAUCAUCUUCACUCACAAAGAUCAGUUAGAGAAGAAUAAUGUAACUAUUGAGCAGUUUCUACAGAAUGCUGAUCCAGGUCUUCAAACCCUUGUACAGAACUGUGGAAAUCGAUACUUCUGUUUAGACAAUGAUUCUGCCAGUUUCCCACAGUUCAAAGAUCUGAUCAGCAAAAUAGAGAAGAUGAUGGAAGAAAAUGGACACUUUACAAAUGAGAUGUUUAAAGGAACAGAGAAAUGCAUUCAGGAGAUCCAGAAGCCAAUCCUGGAUGAGGAAGUGAAGCAGUUCAAACAGAAAAACGUACGAGUGCUUCAAACAGAAUGGCAGGGAAUAUACUGGCGUUUAGCAAAAGAGUCACGACACAAAGCUAAGAAAUCUUUUUCUGACACAUUCGUGGGAGAACUUCUUAUGUAUCCUAAUGUGACUGUAUCAGAUAUACGCAGAUCACUGGAGAAGAUGGUGACCUCUGAGGAGAAGGAGAGUACCAUAAAGGAGGCUGAGAGCAAAGGAUUCAGACAUGCAGAGGCUGUUAGACUUGCAAUCAAUGCCACACGGAAACUAGCACGACAGAAAAUGUGUACAGUUCAGUGAGGAACUCCGUAAUGAUCAGACACACAAGACGAACUUUAAAUUACUCCACUGUGAAUGAAAUGAGCUAUAAGUGAUUUUCAGAGAUGAUGGACAGAGGC